AUGCGUCGUCAUGUGAAAACUGACAACUCCACUGAGGAAGCUUUAUCCAGAAGCUUCAACAUGGUGUUGAAGUAUCUUCUCUGCCUGUUCUUUCUUGAAGCGCAUGUGGAGACUUCAGAUGCUACAACUGCCAGUGAUGCAACAUCUGUUUCUCUAACAGAAAUGGCAACGCGUGAUCAAAGCGAAAAAGAGAACAUUGCACCUUCCACAUCUGCGGCAUUUACUACGGAGUCGAUGAUGUCCGACACAACGACAGUAACGACAAAUACUGAGACAUUUCGUGGAACAACUACAUGGAAUGUAACAUCGCUUCCUGUAACAAUAAGUAGAGCAAGUACGUCAACGGAAGAAGUCACUUCACCACUUCUCUUAUCAGACAAAGUGACUACUGAAUCAACAACAAUGUCUAAAAUAAAAACUACUGAAAACGACAUUAUCCCACCUGUCACGACGCGAUCUUUCAGCACUCAUUCAUUUCUAGAGAGUAGUUUAUCUUCUACUACGCCCAACCUUAUAAUCAAAACAACUACUGGCACUACAACUCCACCUCCCUCAACUGAGAAAGCUACAACCAAAUCAACGAUCGAAGACACUACGUUUCCAAAAACUACUCCAAAUUUCUAUGUCAGUUCAGUGAUGACUACGAAAAGUACAACUAAGUUGCCGACCACAACAACUGCCCCUAAAACAACGCACAGACCUUGUCCACAGCCCAAUCUUUUCACUCACGGCUCAUAUGAAAUUGUCUAUGAAUCAUCUCCUUUGAUUUGUCCAGUGAUUGAUAUUAAUGCUGGUUCUUCUCAACUCAACUGUUUCAGAAUAUACAGUAAUGGAUACGUCAAAGAAGGCAGUUUCGCAUUCUACUAUGAACCACAUCGCAAUUAUUUUUCAAAAUGGGGAUCCUGGAUAUUGGCACCAUAUAUGGCAGACCUGGCUACAGGACCAAAUUCAAUGAUAAAAUAUUCUGUCUAUUCCAAAUACACAUAUAAUGGAGAAGCAGGCACCAGCGUUUUGAACAAACUGGGAGAGAUUGAUGAGCAUAUGAAGACAACGUUAACAGAUUUUCAAUCUGUGUGGGCAAUUGUAAUCACAUGGGAGAAUGUCCGUCCAAGGUCAUUGGAAGGUGAAACCUGGGAAAAUUAUCCUGGAGUAACGUUCCAAAUGGUUAUAGUGACAAACGGAAAACGUACAUAUCUACUUUACUUAUAUAAACCAUGUGGAAUGGAUAUGGGUGUGGAUGUAAAGGCUAUUAUGGGAUACGCAGGUGGUGGCAAAUAUUAUAUCCACAAAGAUUCUAUGAAAAUAAACAGUCUGGUAAAUAUAGACCUUAACAGCAACACAGGUGUUCAAGGUGAAUGGAUGUUUGACAUAAGUGGCUGGUACCAAGCGACUAAAAAACUAAAAUGUCUUAAAUGUGUUGAUCUCUGUUGGUUGUAUCUCCAGAAGCGACCAAUAGACUUUUGUGAAGGUUACAGAUUUCCUUUUAUUGCAUUUACCUUUGGUGAUCCACAUAUUCAAACAUUUGAUGGCUUUACGUACUCAUUCAAUGGCUUGGGUGAAUACGUCUACUUGGAUGUUUAUAAUCGGACAACUAAGGUUAAAUUAAUUGAAGUCCAAGCAAGAACACAGUUAGCUACCAAUGUCAAUGGCACCAAAGUAAAUGCUACCAUUUUCUCAGCAUUUGCGAUGAAAAACUUUGAGACGAACACAACAGCACAGGUUGAAAUGUCAGACAGCAAAAAAGACUUGAUUAUAAAUCUGGAUAACCAAGACCUUACUUUGGAUUUCCAAAAGUCUUUGACCUUCAAAAAGAUUGGUAAAAUCAGUGUUUUCAGAAAAUCGAAUGCAUCCGAAGACCCAAAAGCUUCUUUUACCUUCAGUUCAGGGAUCGACAUUACUGUGUCAGUAAGCACUGGAAUGCUAAGCGUCAGCUUUUCUAUUCCUGAAGAUUUGCAAAAGGAUAUUCAGACCCGUGGAUUACAAGGAGACAUCGACGGUGAUCCAAAUAACGACCUACGAACACCAAAUGGGACGGUUUUAUCAGUUAAUUCCACCGAAGAAGAAAUAUUUGACAACUUCGGCCAGCUAUGGUUAAUAAAUCAGUCGUUAUUCACUUAUCCAGCCGGUCAGACGAAAGAUAACUAUAUCGACAAGUCUUUCCGACCACUGUUUUUGGACAAAACAACUGCAAAAUACAAAGAGGCAGUAAAAGUGUGUGAUGGCGAAAAAAAUAUUGCGUGUAUUUAUGAUUUCAUCGCAACAGAAAACAAAGCCCUUGCUCAAAAAACUCAAGCGGACGCUAAAACAGCAACAGAGGAGCUGGCACAAUCAAAAAAUAGGGCACCUGUAAUUAAUGGAGAAAAGGUACUGGAAAUUACCGUGAACAAGACGAAGAAAUGGGAAAUCCACGUCACAGACAAGGACAACGACACGGUGAGAAUUCAAAUUCAGGACGGCAAAGAAUACAUCAAUGUGAUAAACAACGGUUACAAUUUCACCUUAAACAUUUUGAUUCCUCAGCUGACACCCGUAAAUAUCAGUAUUAUUGCGAUUGAUGAAAAAAAUCAGACCUCAGGAGGAUUUACAUUGAAGAUUGUACUUUGUAGUGGUUGUUCUGGGAAUGGGCAAUGCUCAAAAGAUAAUUCUGAGAUAGAUCAGCAAUUCUAUGAACAACUUCGAUGUACUUGCGAUAAAGGAUAUGAAGGGAAAAACUGCGAAACAGAUUACGAUGGUUGUGCUGAGAAUCCAUGCGUAGAAGCAAAAUACUGUCAAGAUUUGUCACCGGAAGUAGAACAAGCAACAAACAGGACAUUCAACUGCUCUUGUCCCCCUGGCUAUUUAUUGCAGAAAGAUAAUCGUUGUUUAGAUAAAGACGAGUGUAAAAGCAACGCAACCAACGAAUGUGAAUCCUUCUGUAACAACACAGAAGGAAGUUAUUUUUGCUCAUGUGCGAAGGGAUAUGAACUGAAGAAUAAAACAAAGUGUGUCAACAACAUUUCUACAACUUGUACCAAGAAUUGUAGUAAUGCUGAUGGAUGUGAAAUAGACAAAUGUUUCUGUAAUAAGGGCUUUGAGCUCAAUAAUACAGACUUCUGUGUCGAUAUAAAUGAAUGUAAUCCAAAUCCAUGUGAAUAUAAAUGUGAGAAUACAAAGGGCUCCUUUUAUUGCACAUGUCCGAAUGGUAAAAAAGUUAUUGAGAAGAUCAAAUGUGAAGUUUGUGAUGACGACCACUGGGGAAUAAACUGCAGUACACCGUGCGACUGUCAAAACAAUGCUGAAUGUAAUCCAGAAAAAGGUUGUAUCUGCCAAGAUGGUUGGAAAGGAACAAAAUGCUCAGAGGAUAUUAAUGAGUGCGAUAUUGCUAACAACUGCACAAAUAUACAAAAGUGUAUAAAUAAAAAUGGCAGCUAUGAUUGUGAGUGCAUUGCUGGAUAUCAGAAAGAAGGAAAUGGCUGUGUUGAUAUUAAUGAAUGCCAGGAAGGCAAUCCAUGUACAGAUCUGUGUGUGAAUACAAAAGGAUCGUAUGUCUGCAAAUGUCGAAAUGGAUAUUCCAGCCAGAAUGGACAAAACUGUACAGAUAUUGAUGAGUGUCAAGAAAAUUUAAGCGGAUGUGAACAAAUUUGCAAUAACAAUGAAGGUUCAUAUAUAUGUAACUGCUUCGAGGGUUAUAAACUGAAUGAUGAUCGGCAAACCUGCUCAUUGAUACAACAAUCUGAAGCAUGUAAAGCAGCUAAUUGCACCAAAAAUCAGUUUUGUAAAUAUAGCAAUGGCACCGGUCAAUGUCUUUGUAAAAAUGGCUAUGAAUUUGACAACACGACAAAAACUUGUACAUGGAUCGAUUUGUGUAAAAGCAACCCUUAUCUUGUAACUAAAAUUGUCUCUAUCAAUAUCUUGCAGCUGACAGAAGAAUUUAAGAGCGUACCUGGAUUUAUUGAAGUUAUUAUCAAUAAAAUAAGUGCUGGAUCUGUGUUGGUGGACUACAGUAUUAUUACAAAGGAAAAUUCACUUUCGUCUUUGAAUGAAAAAUUAGAUAUCAUCAAGAACAAUGGAUUAAAAGUUUUCAACGAAACUGUGAAUGUCUUGUCAACCAAAUCGUUUGUGUGCACUAAAGGCUACAACACCUACCUGGCAAUUGGUUUGGGAAUUGGAAUUCCCUUACUUGUUAUCAUAAUCCUUAUUCUUGUGAAAUUCAUCUGGUUUAGACGGAAGAAUUCCUUUGCUGUCCAAACACUCAACAACUCAGACAUAUACAACACACAGGAAUCCUUUGGGUCUCUGUCAGUUUUCCAUGGCAAACGCUUACGGAUUAACGAUGAUUUCACAGGUGAUCUACGCACGAACGCUUGGGAAGAUAAUACAUAUGAUUCCGCUACUCCCGGAUACUAUCUAAGUACGAUGCUCGAAAGACAAGGCAGUUUCAGAAUCAACCGACCAAAACUAUAUUAA
Acanthosepion pharaonis is the source of this 4446-nucleotide messenger RNA. The record is from the annotation of a GenBank genome assembly. Lineage: Eukaryota; Metazoa; Mollusca; Cephalopoda; Sepiida; Sepiidae.